UGCUCUCCAGCCAAUAUCGUGCUCCUUAUCAUCUCUGCUGUUAUCAGUAUUUUGCAACACCCGUUAUUGACCCUUGGCUUGUUCUCAACUACGCUUCUGCCUGAUCCCAACCUGCGUCUGCUCCUUACCGACCUUGGCUUGCUUACUGACCACGCUUCCGUGGUCCUUACCUGUUUAUACGCUACCGGACCUCAGCUUGCUCACCUCCUGAUUGACCCUAACCUGCUUUGGCUUCUCUCCUGGCUCUUACCCCGGCUUGUUCCUAGGAUCUGCUCCUGCCUAUUCCUGGCUGAUGACUUGUGCAUGGCCUGCUCCUGACUUCACUCCUGUCCUUACUCCUGUUUGAUGCUCUGUGUUUGACCCUGGCUCUGGUUUCUGACUACGCUUCCUGUUCCGCCCAUCCAUCUGGAUCCUCCAGUCCUCUGGAGAGUCCGCUCCUGUAUCUUGUCCACCCACAGGUGUCGUCUCAU
Messenger RNA from Staurois parvus, 470 nucleotides. Lineage: Eukaryota; Metazoa; Chordata; Amphibia; Anura; Ranidae. The record is from the annotation of a GenBank genome assembly.